UUUGAAAAGUUUUUCAUUUUAUUUUUUACCUCUCGUUUCAUCGAGAUCCACAGGCAAUAACAUGUACUAGUAUAUGCAAAUGGAAAUCGAGUUUUUAGUGUUUUGAAUGAAAUAAAUGGAUAUUAUCCAAAUAAACAUGCCUUUCCAUCAUUAAAGAACUUUAUUUUUAAUUUGACAAUAGAAUGACGUCUUCGUAUUUAAAUGAACUUAGCGGUCAAUCAAAUAGCAUACGCUAUUAAAGUGUGAUUAAUCAAAUCGAUUAGUCGUCAAUAAAUCUUCAAUUAGAAAAAUCAAAAUUUUCAUUGCCAAUAAAUAACGCUUUUUUAUGAUACGUAUACACUUCACUGUAAUACGUUUUAUUUCUUCUGUCAAUAAAAUCGCUUGUAGUUUUAAAUCGUUUUCUCAACGGUUAGAUGCAAGUUUACGUCACGCUGCAUUGUUUUAAAUAUUUCGCACACAAAACUGUCACCUGUCACUUUAACAACGAUAACAAAGCGAAGUGGUUCCAUUUAAACACGUGCAAUAAGUUAAUCCAAUGGUUUGAGAGACAUCAUGGUAAAGGCACUUUCAACGGGAAACGGGGCUUGGGCGGUGAAAAUCUUGGCAUUGAAAAAAGGAAAUGAGCGAUCAGCCGGUGAAAAACCACGCGACCGGACAGUUGAAAUACGAAAAUUGGCACCGUUGACCAACAAUGAGAAACGACGACGCAAAUUGGAUAGUUUUGCCGAAGAAUCAAAGGGCCGAGUAGAGAAAAUAGUGCAAGAUGCCAUCAAAUCGGUGAAAAUGUGGCAACUGGACAUGCUAGCGAGAAUUGAUGUGACACACCAACACAUUUUAAAGAUGCAUAACCUUCAAAAUACAUCCGAUUGUCAUGCCAAAGGAAACACACAAUCAGAAUCUGAGCAGCCAGAGAUCAAUUAUGAAAUUUUCCCAUCAAUGCCAAUUUUGAUCGAUGAAAACUGCAACGAUGUGAACGAAUCACCAUCAAAACCAAUCCAUUCACCCGUUGUCAAGAGACAAAAUGCAGUUAGCCCCAGUUCAUCGGGUGCAUCAUCUCCGGCCAUCAUAUUUCAUGACAUUCCGUUGCGAAAAGACUCACGAUUUAUACACAGAUUUUCGGCCAUUAAACAGCUGAAAUUUGAACAACAAGAUACAGCUCGCACAUCUGAUAUAACAGAAACAGUGGCACAAUGCGAUGUUGCAAACGUCAAACAAAUGCCAAAAAUUGAGACACCAAAGCCGGCGAUCUUCCAAAAGUUCUUUGAAACACAAAAAUUGGUCAUGGAGAAGCAAAAACUUGUACAAAAAGCUGGCUUUGAUGAAGCACCUGACGAUGAAUCAGGAAAGGCCGAUCACGGUAAUGUUUCCUCACACUCCGCAAUUUGUCCGAACCUGUAAAAAUCCCACACUGAAUUUGGGCCAAUUUUCUGACAAUUUUCCUUCGAACCAAAUUGAAAUGACUAAAUACAAAGAAAAGCAAUCGUAAUAUCAUCCCUUGUCAACGAUAUUUAUUCAUUUCUGAACAAUGUAAAAACCAUUUCUCGUUUGAGUAAUAAUUGAAAAUAAAUAUAUAUUUUUGAAAUCUAACCCAAACAGAAAAAGAACUAAGAUUGCUGUGGAUAUUUCCAGUUAUUGAGUGCUUUGUACACAUCGAUUGUGUCUUGAACGAUGUCACUGAGCUUGGGCCGAGUCAAUGUUUUCGGCUGAUAUUCUUCAGUAGCAUCCCCAUCAUUUUCAGUGGUUGUUUCAGAAUCAAUUAGAUCAGUGUCGCCCGGUGCGUCUUCAUCAUGCGUUGGAAUGUCAGUAGUUUGCUCAUUCAUCUGAGGCGGAUCAGCUUGAGUAUCAUCUUUCGUGAAAUAUGUAACAACAUUGGUCGAAACGCCACAGUUAUCAUCGUAUCCAAAUGCACUGACAAACGCUUGUCUCAGAUAACUAAUGACAUCGUUCAUCAGUUCACUUGUGAAAUUCUUGCCCUUGAUACUAUUGAACACCUGUACUUGGGCCUGUUGCACAAAAUCACUCAAACUAAUUUUAUUCUUUGAGCCACUUUCCACUGUUAAACCGUCCAAUUUAAUUUCCAAAUCAUCAAUGCUUUCGAAAAACACACGGAUGGCGAUAUGAUAGGUACAAUUGGGUGUGUGAACGAAUGUGGUUGGUACAUUUAAUUCGAUUCCACCAUCACCGUCAUCAAUCUCGUUAUCUUUUGGACUUGGAAUUGGACGAACGAAUUCAUCGCGAUCGGUGCUCGUUCGAUAAAACUCAGCUUCGAAGGGUAAUUCGUCGCUAAAGUCAUCAUUGUCGAUGUCAUUAUCCGAAAUCUCUUGUUCUGACUGGACCGGCCCCGCUGGCAACGCACCUUAAAUUCAUUAGAAUGAAUGAAAAAAAAACACAGCAAAUAUGUAAAUAAUAUGGAUUCAAUAAAAAAUGCAAAUAUUUUUGAAGAAAA
Sitodiplosis mosellana (orange wheat blossom midge) is the source of this 2446-nucleotide messenger RNA. RefSeq lists its product as uncharacterized. The coding region runs from base 553 to 1398 and encodes 281 amino acids. NCBI's taxonomy places the organism in Eukaryota, Metazoa, Arthropoda, Insecta, Diptera, Cecidomyiidae. The transcript has 5 exons. The record is from RefSeq and is a predicted model, not a curated record.